This is a messenger RNA of Rhagoletis pomonella (apple maggot), 2457 nucleotides long. RefSeq lists its product as uncharacterized. NCBI's taxonomy places the organism in Eukaryota, Metazoa, Arthropoda, Insecta, Diptera, Tephritidae. Bases 1 to 2457 code for a protein of 818 amino acids. The transcript is spliced from 5 exons. The record is from RefSeq and is a predicted model, not a curated record. Gene Ontology annotation, molecular function: zinc ion binding; nucleic acid binding.
AUGUCUUUGGACGAAUUAAAGCAACAGCGCGCAAAUACUAAGAAAAACAUCACGCGCAUCAAGAACAUUGUGGAUGCUAGUUUACGUCCAGGAGGUAAAACUCUCUCAGCUGCCGAAUAUAAAUGUCGUUUGGGCAUUUUUGAAUCUUACUUUAAACAGGUACUGUCCAUUCAGACGGAUAUAGAAAAAUUGGAUCCCGACGAUGGAGGACGCGCGGACCUUGAGGAAUUGUACGUCACUACAAAAUUAACGAUUCAAGCACAGCUAGUGGAGGAUCAUAAUAUUUCGCUUCCGGAAACAAGCUGCAUUGUGCAGCACAGCACUAAAUUACCAAAGCUCAAACUCCCAACGUUUAGCGGCAAGUAUUCUGAGUACCAGAAUUUUAUUACAUCCUUUAAACAGAUAAUUGAUAAAGAAUUUAGUCUUUCAAACAUCGAGAAAUUUAAUCAUUUGCGAAACUCGCUUCAAGGUCAAGCUUUAGAAACCGUCGAUGCAUUCCAGGUGACCAAUGAAAAUUACCCUAAAGCAUUGGAACGGCUGAAAGAAAGGACUUCUGCCAUUUACGGUUCACUUCUCUCGUUGGGUAAUGAAAUGCAAAUUUCCCAAGCCAUGCUCAUUUAUUUGGUGCUUCAGAAAUCGGAUGAACAAACCAAUAAAAAGUGGAAAGAAUCUUUGGAUUUUAAGACGCUGCCGACGUGGGGCGACUGUGUGAAGGUGCUGGAAAGGCAUUGCCAAUAUUUGGAGUCGAUGGAAGCUAGCCACACAGGAUCAGCAGUUAUUCCAGGUAACAGCAAAGCUGCAUUAAGUAAGGUAAGGAAUCAGCCAAAGGGAUAUUCAUUUACCUGCUCCAAUACGCCGUGCUCUGUUUGCUCAAGCACAAACCAUAAAAUUUCUAAUUGCGAUCGUUUUAAGUCUUACAACAUCAUCCAGCGAUUCGACCAAGCGAAGAAAAUGGGACUUUGCAUCAAUUGCCUGUCUAAAGGACAUCAAAUGGCUCAAUGCCCAUCAACCCACAGAUGUAAGGUUUGCUCAAAGCAGCACCACAGCUUACUCCACCGCGGGUCCACAUCAGCCCAACAGACAACAAAUCCUCCACCAUCACGCGAAGCCGCAGUGCACACACACAUGCACAAUUCGUCAUCUGACAAUGUUAUUCUAGCAACUGCCAUGAUUUUAGUUCGUGAUUCGUCAGGUGAUUACAGACUAGGCAAAGCCCUGCUAGAUUCCUGUUCUCAGGUGAAUUUUAUUACUGAGGAAUUCGCACAAAGACUGUCGUUACCGAAAGGUAAACAAAACAUUGAAAUCCAAGGCAUCGCCAAUGACUCGUUGGAUGCCAAGCUGGAGAAGCUAUGGAGAAUUGAGGAAGUAGCUGUCAAUGCCGAGCCUUGGACUCGCGAACAAACAACUUGCGAGCAGAUGUACAGAACCACUGUUUCAAGGAAUCCAGCUGGAAGAAUAGUAGUGAAAUUGCCAUUCAAGGAUGAUCCCUCCUGCUUAGGCGACUCGUACACCACCGCACUGAGACGAUUCAACGCACAAGAGCGUCGUUUAGCAAAAUUACCACACUUGAGAAAACAGUACGUGGAUUUCAUGGAUGAAUACGAGCGUUUGGGACACAUGAGCAUCAUGGAGAAUCCGAAUUUGGGUGAACCGCAUUAUUACAUCCCACACCACUGUGUGCUAAAGCCCACCAGCACAACAACAAAACUUCGUGUCGUUUUUGAUGCUUCUUGCCGGACUACAACACAAAUAUCUCUCAACGAAAUCCAAAUGGUUGGCCCUACAAUUCAGAAUUCACAAGUGGUCUUACAUUGGCUGAAGAUGCACUCAAUAACGCUUUCGGCGUUCGUUGGAAAUCGGGUUUCGGAAAUACAGGACUUAACUACGGGAGCCCAUUGGAGAGCACCUCAUUUUGGCGGGAUCUGGGAAGCGGCCGUGAAAUCAGCAAAGGGCCAUCUUAAUCGCAGCAUGGCAAACUCACGGCUUACUUACGAGGAACUCACAACAGCCUUGGUAGAAAUCGAAGCGGUAAUGAACUCGCGGCCAAUAACACCAUUGUCUUCCGAUCCGAACGACUACGAAGCAUUGACUCCAGGUCACUUCAUCAUUGGCGACGCACUAAAAGCACUUCCGGAGCGAAACGUGUCAUCCAACAUAAGCCAUGCGCAACAGUGGGCACAAAUAGCUACAAUCAAACAAAACUUUUGGAAGCAAUGGUCACAUGAAUACAUCAACGAGCUACAAGUACGCUCAAAAUGGUUUGCAGAUCGGCCAAACAUCGAAAACAACACAAUGGUCAUCAUACAUGAAGACAACUUACCACCGCAGAAAUGGCUUAUGGGAAGAAUUGUAAAUUGCAUACCAGGAAAGGAUUCGAAAAUUCGUGUGGUUGAUGUUCGCACAUCGAAGGGAAUCAUUCGGCGCCCCAUCCACAAGCUAGCAGUUUUGCCAGUUUGA